This is a messenger RNA of Phyllotreta striolata, 4767 nucleotides long. The record is from the annotation of a GenBank genome assembly. NCBI's taxonomy places the organism in Eukaryota, Metazoa, Arthropoda, Insecta, Coleoptera, Chrysomelidae.
AUGGCUACAGUUCUGCAAAAGAAUGGUAUGAAACCAUUAUCGAACGGUAACGGCCUGGUGCAAAAUAUCAACGGCUUUGAACAAGUCCCAGAAAACACCGAAAUCGAAGAAAUAUGCCGAGAACCGAACAGGCAGGAGUCCUGCCCGGAACCGGAGCAGACCAUCGAAGAACCCGAAAUAGACAUAGUAAUAAACAAUGUAGUUUGUAGUUUUAGUGUUCGGUGUCACCUGAACCUGCGCGAAAUAGCCCUAUCGGGGGCGAACGUGGAGUACCGCAAGGAGAACGGCAUGGUCACCAUGAAGCUGCGCAGACCCUACACCACGGCCAGUAUAUGGUCAUCGGGGAAGAUCACUUGCACGGGGGCCACCAGCGAAAUAGCCGCCAAACAGGCGGCUAGGAGAUUCGCCCGUUGCUUGCAGAAGCUCGGCUUUAACGUUCGAUUCAGAAACUAUAGAGUGGUUAACGUACUAGGUACUUGUUCUAUGCCGUUCUCUAUAAGGAUCAGUUCGUUCUCGGAGAGGCAUCGAGAAGCCGACUACGAACCAGAAUUACAUCCAGGAGUCACAUAUAAAUUAAAGACUCCCAAAGCGACUUUAAAGAUAUUUUCCACGGGCAGCGUAACAGUAACUGCUCCGAGCGUGGCAGAUGUGCAAGCAGCCAUCGAAUACAUAUUCCCUCUAGUGUACGAGUUUCGCAAAGAGCGCACCAAAGAAGAGAAAGAGGCGUUGGCCAAAAAGAAGCUGAAGCAACUGGGCGAGACGCCUUGGAGAGAGGAAGGGUCCGAGGAAGGCGAGGAGACGCCGGAGAAUACCGUGACAAUGUGCUCGUCGAACAAUGAAGAGGAGACGGAGACGUGGAAUUAGGUUAAAUUGAAUUUAUGGACGAUAGGGGGGCGCAUUGCAUUUGGUUUUUUUUUCUCUCGCUGGUUUUUUUUCUCUUCUCUCGUUUCUGUGUAACCUCAUCGGUUCUUGGUGCGAUGUUUUUCGAAUUGGGGAUGUCGAUUCGAUUGUCCGAUGGAUCCGCAUCCCCGUUUUGAACCUAGUCCGGUAUUUCGUUUUUUAAACGCUGAAAGACUGAAUCGUGUUUUUCUUUGUGAUUUUUUUUUGUUUAUUUUUUUUUUGUAUUAUUUCUUGGCCAGUCCGCGGGAAUUCAUUAGCUCGAAUUUAUUCGUUCAAAUCGUUUUGUAAAUUGUAGAAUUUAUAAAAGACAAUAAAACUCGAGGGCAUUACAAUUUACGAGCAAUAAUUGGGAGAGAACGCGUUCGAGAUUUUUAUCCGGAUGGAUAAGCUAGUGAUUGGAUUGGAUAUCGAUGAACAAAAUAGUCGUACAGGGUGUUUGGGAUAUCAUAGCAGAUAUUUUUUAUUAUUAAAAUAUUGUUUAUUUUGAGUAAAAGGUUGUAGAUAAACUGAACAAAUUUCAACGUAGUUAUUAAUAAUUGACAAAUAAAUAUGAAUUAUUUAUAAUAAGUCAACUUUCGUUAAUCUUACUGUAGAAGGAACAUUGUUGUGAAAAAAAUCGAAAAUUAAAAUAUUUCUAUUUAGUUUUUGAAAUGUUUGCAAUGAAUCUCUAAGCACUCUGCAGAGUAGAUAGUUUUUAGUAUUUUAUCACAAUUGUCAAUUAAUGAAUUAAAAAGAAAUCUUUCGAAAUGUUACCUAUUUAUUUGAAAAGACAUUUCUUUAUUAUUCGUUUUGACCGAUCUGUUUAUAUUUUUAAGUGUUUAUAGGCAAACUUUUCUCACAGAACCAUUGGGACAAUCAAUUAACGGAAAUUAGUGCCCUUAAUGUCCACCCCUCCUAGUGAUAUAAGAUUCGGUAAUUCAGUAUUUCUUGAAGAAAAAAAAAGUACCAUCGGUGUUCGCGAGUUGUGAACGAGAAAUCUUGGUUUUGAAAGUACUGCUGGUUAUUAUUAAGUGUAUCAAUUCGAAUAUGCAAUAUUUAAUAGACCACCGCUUAUUCUAUCUUAAAGGGUCCAAAAGAGGGUAAUGAAAACAAAAAGUAAUAAUUAGAUUAACUGAUAAAGUGGCCAAUUACUUUUCGAAUUUUAUUUAACGGUGGAUUAUCACAAAGCAAAACAGUCAGUUAAAUUUAACGAUAGGUGAAGUUAGACGGAGGUUUGAAAAACUAUUUUGUACAUACGAGUGGGUGCUCUCUGUUAAACAAUUAAAAAAAAUGUAUAUCUCGAUUAAACUCGAAUUUCCAAUAAAUGCUUACAGGAUAUACAUUUUUUUUUAUUUAAAUAAAAGUCUGUCUUGGAGGAGUACCCGAUUUAGAUAUCACUAUUUAUUGUUACACGCAGACCAUUCAAAGCUCCGAACUAAAAUAACACUAGUUUGUAAACUUUUAUAGUAUAUUCACGAUAAUCGGACGAUGACGUCGCUAAUACGUCAUCGUUAGAUUAAAGUGACCAACGUUUAUAUCAUUAGACUAAUUUAAAAUUUACUGCCAAUGUACAGGGUGAAUCUAUUGCUCUCAGUUUUCAUUUUACGCGUAUUUAUAUUUUGAAUGGUCUGUAUGAGAAUUAGUUCUAAGUAAGUCGUAGGUAUAUUGACUGAUCAUUUUCCACAAAUUUCCACACAUUUCCACUGAAUAGGCGAGAUAUACACGGAAUAAAAUGACGUUUACCUUUUUAACUGUUCAAUGUCGCUUCUGUUUUGUGAUAUUUCUUAUAUCGGACUGAUUGUAGAAAAAUCGAAACGAACUAAAUAAAUUGUACGAUUUUAUGUCAUGUGUAAAACAGUUUGAGUAUAAAAUGCAAGCGUUUUACAGGGUGAGUCACUGAAGUGUCGCUCAUUAAUGAAAUCUGUAAUCGUUCAAAAUUGAAAUUUUGUUAGUAAAUCAUUUUAUAGAUUCUCCAUAUAACAAAUUUUGUUGUAAUUUUUGAGUUAUAUAAAAAGACUCGCCCUGUAUUAUACAUACAGACUAUUUUUUCUUGUUUAUAAAUACAGGGUGUCCCGUAUAAGAAUCGAGACAGCAGGGGCCUCUAGGGGAGCCCAAAAUAUGUUGUUUAACUCAACUUAAUUCAAAGUUACAUUUCUAUGAAGUUAUAGGCCUUUAAAAAAAUCAUAAAACAACUAAAUUUUUUAUACGUUAUGAGUGUACUAAGAGCAUUAAUCGAUAAUUAGGAGAGAUAAAUUGAUGUAAUUAAAAGGAUUCAUCAGUGAUGAUGCUCCUUUAAAAUGUUACAGAAUUUUUUUACCUGAUGAACGAUUUAAAAAAAUAUUAGUUCAUUUUAUAGGUAAUUUCAUUUCAGAAACUUUUUUAUUCUUUAUGUUUUUUAAAAUGUUAUGUCGUCUUGAUGAAUAACGCUAAAAAAUAAAGUCGUGUACACUUUCAAAGUUACUUAAUGUCGAUUGCCAACUACGAGAUAACUCGUAGAUUAGGUUCUUUUUCUAGGGCGCCGACUAAGAGUUAUUUAGUAUUAAUAUCAUAUGAUUCUUAGACUGGAAUUUUGAAGCCCCUGUUAUGUCUCGGUUUUUAUGCGGAACACCCUGUAUAUCAUAUAAAUUUCACACACCAGGCCUAUUAAUGUCAAUUCGUAUUUUUCAAAACACCUUUUCGGAUGAUUCUAGCACACUUUUUACGACUCGUAUUUAAUUGAUUUCUUAAUUAUUAAAGUGUCUGUAUUUAUCGAGUUUUAAUAAAUAUCACAAAGGCCUGUAAAAAGUGUGUAUGUAAUGUUUAAGUGUAUUUCAUCGUACUUGAGGUGUGUAUUCGUAAGGCUGAUAUUAAAUGUCUGGAUAAUUACGAUGUUAUCCUUUCCAGGAUUGUAAUAUUUGUACAGCAGAUCACAGAUAUAUAGGACUUUUAAAUUGAUAUUGGAUAUUUAUUAUCCUUUUUAUUAUGUUUUUUUUUAUUGUCGCUGUUUUGUAGUUAAUUUACACAUUUUUGUUUGAUAAAUAAUUGAUUAAUGUAAUAUAUAAGUACGGAGUUAUUUCGUUUGGCGAAGUUUCUGGAGUUAAUUUUUUUUAAAAGAGCCCCGAAAUUGGUUUAGGUCGUGCCUGUUUGUAACUACUAUUAAUAGGGCAUUUCGUGGGUGUAGUAGGUUCGAAUUUAGCAAAAUAUUCCAAUGAGAUUUGAAUAGGGAAGUGAAGGGUGCGGACCAGUAACUUUUUUUUUAAUUUAUGCAUAUUACAUUUGAGCCGAACGAGCGUUAUAAAUACUGCUAAACGUACUAAUUUUUAUAACCUCAACGUGUAAUAAAAAUGCAUCACAACUAUUCUGUAUAACAAGGAAAAAGUCUGAUUAAUCGUGGAUAUUCGACAACGAUUUUUGCUAACUUUUUCGUCGUGUACACGCCCAACCGACGCAGAAAUCAAAGUAGAAGCAAUUUGUUGUAAUCCCUUAAGCCUUAUCGUUAGUAAUAUCCGAAAAAUUUAUCAUACAAUAGUAAGUGUUUGCAUGAGAUGUGUUUGUAUGUCAUCGAUAUAGAUUGAAUUUGUUUAAUCGAACUGUUUCUUUUCGCUGAAAAAAGCUCUUUGUUUUGGUCCGAAAAUAAGUAUGACAUUGACAAUUUAUUUGCAAUUACUUGGCAAUGUAAGUAUACCAAAAAAAUAAUGAAUUUUUUAUUAGAACUAUUCGUGUUUUUCGCUUUCGAUUUGAUAGAGCUGGGAUGAUAUUUGUUUCUACUGCACAGUUUUUGCUUAUUACGUUUAUUACAUUACUCGGCAUUACAUGAUAAUGUUAAAGACUUUCCCAGCUCUGUAUAUUUGGAUUAUUUUAAUAUAGUUCUGUACAUAUACUAAAUAAAGUUUUCUCAUACUGUUUAUA